Guyanagaster necrorhizus is the source of this 507-nucleotide messenger RNA. RefSeq lists its product as uncharacterized. Lineage: Eukaryota; Fungi; Basidiomycota; Agaricomycetes; Agaricales; Physalacriaceae. The coding region runs from base 1 to 507 and encodes 168 amino acids. The record is from RefSeq and is a predicted model, not a curated record. The transcript is spliced from 4 exons.
AUGGUUACCGCGUCCAAAUACGGCGAAAUGUACUCCAUCCAGCUCAUGUCCCAGAAGGCUCAUCAUCCAAGGGAUAAACUGAUUUGCGUUGUCGCCGAUUCUCGGCCACGACUCGUACCGGUCUCGAAACGACCUUGGGUAGCCCGCGGGAAUAUGAAUGGCGCCAGCAGUCUGUCACAGAUACUCACUUUCGCAGAUGCACACACAGCUGCAGAGGUCAAAUACCUAGACUUGCCGGAGAAGAAAAUGGCAGAGAGGAAGGCUUGGCUAGACGAGUUCAAGGACAGGGCCGAAGAAUGGUUGUUCACAUUCAGGGUCUGCCUUCCCAACGCCAAUUCCAUGUACGGCUUCCGUGGCCCCGGAUCGGCAUCCCAACACCACGAAUAUCGCGACCUCUGUGACCUUCUCAACCGACCCUAUCGCUGUUUUCAAUAUGGAUGCUGUUGGGAAUCCUCGGUGAUGCGCAGGGUAGACUCCAGGCUGAAGCCUGUCGUGCCCGAAGCUUAA